Messenger RNA from Wyeomyia smithii (pitcher-plant mosquito), 2344 nucleotides. It is a transcript of the gene Sugb, whose product is annotated as major facilitator superfamily domain-containing protein 6. Bases 197 to 2167 code for a protein of 656 amino acids. The record is from RefSeq and is a predicted model, not a curated record. Lineage: Eukaryota; Metazoa; Arthropoda; Insecta; Diptera; Culicidae. The transcript has 7 exons. Gene Ontology annotation, cellular component: membrane.
GCCGAACCGUAGCUGAAGUGAGAAGUUCGAAAAUUGUGGUCUAGCGAGCGAACCUAACUAGCCGGGUACAUGCGUUUUCUUAUGCAGUAAACUGUAUUUGUUUACUGCUUGCCAAACUUUAAUUCACGAUGCAAAUCGUGAGAAAUUUGGAUAAGUAAACAACAAGAUACUUCAUUCAAAGUAAACAACCAGAAGCAUGGGAAACAUGGAGAUCAACUCGAAGCUGCUGCCAAUGAAGGCCCACUACUUCCUAUUCAAUGCAGGAACUGCACCGGUGGUUCCCUUCAUGCCAACCCUAGUAAGGCAACUCGGAUUCUCGACCGUUAUAGUGGGAACCAUUUACACUGUGUUACCGAUAGUGGGCAUGCUGGUCAAGCCUCUUUUUGGCGUUAUCGCAGAUCGUCUUCAGCGUCAGAAGUUGCUGUUUUUGAUUUUCCAGAUCUUAUCAGCAGUUCCGUUUUUCCUUAUCAUGUUCAUCCCGGCAAUUCCCCAGGAAUCAACCGUUUCAUUUCACUGCCACGAAACCUCGAAUUUACGAUACUGUCCCCCAAGCGGCAGCUACUUGGACAAAUGUCUCACCGAUCGGAUUGUCGAGGAUCAGAAUAGUAAUGCCACACUGCACUGCCAAAUGGAAUGUCAGACGGAACCGUGGAUGUGGGACACGGUUUGCAAGUACUGGCAGGUGAAAAAAUAUUGCGACGCAACCAAUAUACCCUCAAACAGAGUGCUAAGACUGACCGGUUUGACACCGAUGAAUCAUAUCAAUUUGUUGGAUGACUGCUUAUUCUUUAUACUGAAAGAAGGUGAAAUGGAUGGGGAUCGCGUUCCUCUUUAUUGUCCCGCUAACACCACGGAUUUUAGAACCAAUUGUCAAGUAAAGUGUGACAACACAGAAAUCAACGAAGCGAUUACGCAAUCGAAAAUUCCAGACAGUGAAGUGAAAGGCUUGUAUCAAUUCUGGCUGCUGUUUCUGUUUCUAAUCCUCAGUUGGGCCGGUAUGGCCGUAGUUGUUAGUGUCGGCGAUGCUAUCUGCUUCGAUUUACUAGGUGACCGGCCGCACCUGUACGGCAACCAGCGAUUAUGGGGUUCUGUGGGGUGGGGCAUUUUCUCACUGCUUGCCGGAUUUUUGGUGGAUCAAUUCUCGAACGGAAAAACUACCAAGGACUAUACAGUGGUUUUCUAUAUGACUAUUAUUAUUAUCGGUUUUGAUAUUGUGGUCUCAUCUAAACUUAAGCAUACUCAAACAAGACUGUCUACCAACAUUCUGGCAGAUGUUGGAAAAAUUUUCGUCUCAUUCAAAGUAGUGAUAUUCUUCCUGUGGUGCAUACUAGUAGGUUUCGGAACCGCGAUGAUAUGGAAUUUUUUGUUCUGGCACCUUGAGGAUUUGGCUAGCUUGCAGCAAGGAUGCGAUCAUACGGCUUGGAUCAAAACGCUCGAAGGGAUCGUUAUGUCGAUCCAAUGCUUUGGGGGAGAGCUUCCCUUCUUCUUCCUGUCUGGGUGGAUACUGAGGAAAAUUGGACACGUACACGCUAUGAGUCUUGUGUUGCUAGGUUUCGGUGUACGCUUUCUUUUGUAUUCGUUGCUAGUGAACCCCUGGUGGGUCAUUCCAAUCGAGUUCAUGAAUGGCAUUACCUUUGGACUAUUCUACGCCACGAUGGCGUCCUAUGCCAGUAUUGUAGCGCCACCUGGAACGGAAGCUACUAUGCAGGGACUCGUUGGAGCCGUUUUCGAAGGUGUGGGUGUUUCGUUAGGCAGUUUGUUAGCCGGGAACUUGUUCGAAAAAAUUGGAGGAAGUAGAACCUUCCGGUUGUUUGGCGCAACCGCACUGGUUCUAUUCGUAGUACACGUAGUCAUCCAAUUUACGAUGGAUCGUUUUGGAAGAAGGGGUAAGCAAGGCGGCAAAAAUGUCCCUAACGAUCGAAUAUCAAACCACCAAACGGACACGGGUGAUGGUAAUAACGUUACUGCCGAAAAUAGAUCUUUCGGUAAAACCGGUUCAGUUCUAUCCGAUUCAACCGUGCAGGAAGAGUUAGAAGAUGAGGUAGCUAAGAAAGUGUAUGAACAAAAACAGGAGGGUUUAGAGCGAGAUAUGUUAGAACCUACGAGUAUUGAGGGAAAUAACGAAUUUCAAAAUGUUAGUCUGACGAAAAAUGUUUCAGUACAAUAAUAAUUUCAAUCGUACUAGUUAUCAGUUAUACUCGUUAGUUGAGAUAUGACAAAAAAAGUUUUUAAUUAAAAUAUUUUACUAUUAGGAAUAAUCGUUUAACUAUGUUAUUGUAAGCGCUCCACCGAUGAACCUCCAGAAUGCAUGAAAAUAAAUAUUACCGCAGCUUUACAUUUUAAA